Aspergillus saccharolyticus JOP 1030-1 is the source of this 1641-nucleotide messenger RNA. Its product is annotated as putative UPD-GlcNAc transporter (Mnn2-2). The record is from RefSeq and is a predicted model, not a curated record. Bases 156 to 1484 code for a protein of 442 amino acids. Lineage: Eukaryota; Fungi; Ascomycota; Eurotiomycetes; Eurotiales; Aspergillaceae. Gene Ontology annotation, molecular function: UDP-N-acetylglucosamine transmembrane transporter activity. Gene Ontology annotation, biological process: transmembrane transport. The transcript has 4 exons. Gene Ontology annotation, cellular component: endoplasmic reticulum membrane; Golgi membrane.
CUUGAGAACAAUGCCAGGACAUCAACACAGAAAUACUACAAACAAGGGACUCAUCUGCUUUGAGUAGCGGCCAUCAAUUGUCUUCUUCAUUUAAAAUACUGCCACAGUCUUUGUAAAGAUUCGCCAUCCGCCAGCACAAGUGGGCGGUAGACGACAUGUCAUCAAGAGAAAAGUGCAGUGACCAACCACGGAUCACACCCAGUCUCAGCCACCGAGCUUUGUCUGCAUCGGAUGUCGACGUACCUACCCUCAAGCUACGGAAACAGGAAUAUCAAAACCGCAUUUUCAAUCAAAACUACAGGCGGUAUGGAGAAGCGGAGCUUGGAGAGCCGCGCAGCGCUGGAAGUGGGAAGAGCACUCCAGCAUUAUACAGAUGGUCGAACUUGAUGUUGAUCUGCUCGCUCAUUUUCGGGGGCUGCUGUGCUAAUGUCUUUGCGCUAGAGGCCAUUAUCAAAGAACAGCCUAAGUCCGGUCCUCUUAUCACAAUCGCCCAAUUUCUCCUAACUGCAGCCAUUACCAUCACGGAUUUCAUUUCUCCGUGCACCGGUCUUCGCUCCUUGUACCUCAGACCGCGGGCCAUUCCUUUGAGAUCGUGGCUCGUCUAUACAGCAUUCUUUAUUAGCGUCAACCUUCUGAACAAUUGGGCUUUCGCUUACCAGAUAUCUGUUCCUCUGCAUAUUAUCCUUAGAUCUGGAGGGCCUGUAGCGUCCAUGGUCAUAGGUUAUUUGUUCAAUGCUAAGCGGUAUUCCCCGGGUCAAAUACUCUCUGUGCUCAUGCUCACCGUGGGCGUCGUUGCCGCCGCACUGGCGGAUGCUAGGUUCAAAGGUCAAUCAGUACAUGUUGAGGGAAUUCCAGCUACGACGACAAUCACCGGUUUCGCAAUUCUAGCUGUUGCGAUGGUCUUGUCUGCCUUCCAGGGCAUCUACGCUGAUCGGCUUUACGAGACAUACGGCCGGGAUCACUGGAAGGAGGCUCUCUUCUAUUCUCACAUACUCUCACUACCUCUUUUCCUCCCAACUUAUCCACACGUGGCCACUGAAUGGCGAGCAUUAUUCUCUUCGCAUACGGCAGACAGACCGGUCAUAUCUGUGGAUUCUGAAACAUCGAAGCAAUACUGCAACCUACCAUGCCUGGCAUCGAUUGCAAGCAAAAUCACUGAACUAUUAUCAUUCCACCUGGAGUACAGACCUUGGCGAUUGAUUUUGUCAGCAACGCCCAAACGCUUAAUCUACCUUGCCGUGAAUGCAUUGACUCAGUACUUAUGCAUUCGUGGGGUACAUCUUUUGUCUGCAAAAACAUCUUCGCUAACUGUGACUAUCGUGCUGAACGUUCGGAAACUCGUCUCACUCUUGUUGUCUAUAUACAUAUUUGGGAACUCUCUCACACCAGGUGUGUUCGUUGGUGCACUCUUGGUAUUUUUGGGAGGUGCUUUUUAUGGCUAUGAGGGGACACGUGCCAAGAAAACACACUCGGACAAAAGAUAAACAUGGAAGUUAACUGUGGGCUAUAUCUGUAUCAGGGUCUGGUUAGCCGACUUACUGUUCCCUUGCAGUAUGCAGAUUCACUUCUGAACCUAGGAAUUUAGUGUAAGUCAAUAGCACGAUCUAGGGAGGAAAUAAAACAUGAUAGUCACAAGAAGUC